CGAUUGCUCUCCCCUUCCCUGGAGCGGAUGCCAGAGCCAGGGUUGCCGCUGAUGCAACCUGCUGACAGGUCCGCUCUCAGCCGGCUGCUUCUCUUCUCCACCAUUCAUUUCAAGACCACAGACUUAUAGAGAUCCCAGAACCAUGGCUGAUCAGCUGAGUCCAGAGGAGAAGUUCACCCUCAUCACCAGGAACCUGCAGGAGGUCCUCGGUGAGGAGAAGCUGAAGCAGGUUCUUCAGGAGAGGGAGCUGAAGGUGUACUGGGGUACAGCGACCACCGGCAAACCGCAUGUGGCUUACUUUGUCCCCAUGUCCAAGAUAGCAGAUUUCCUGAGGGCCGGAUGUGAGGUAACCAUCCUGUUUGCAGACUUGCAUGCUUACCUGGACAACAUGAAGGCUCCGUGGGAGCUGCUGGAGCUCCGGGUGAAGUACUACGAGCAGGUGAUCAAGGCCAUGUUGGAGAGCAUCGGCGUUCCUCUGGAGAAGCUGCGUUUCAUCAAAGGCACCGAUUAUCAGCUCAGCCGAGAAUACACCCUCGAUGUGUACCGCCUGUCCUCCAUGGUGACGGAGCACGACGCUAAGAAGGCUGGAGCUGAGGUUGUGAAGCAGGUGGAGCAUCCUCUGCUCAGCGGGCUGCUCUACCCUGGACUACAGGCUUUGGACGAGGAGUACCUGAAGGUUGAUGCCCAGUUUGGAGGCGUCGACCAGAGGAAGAUUUUCACCCUGGCAGAGAAGUACCUCCCCUCCCUUGGCUAUGCGAAACGAGCACAUCUGAUGAACCCAAUGGUUCCAGGACUGACGGGAGCUAAAAUGAGCUCCUCUGAAGAAGAGUCAAAGAUCGACCUUCUGGACUCCAAAGAAGAUGUGAAAAAGAAGCUGAAGAAGGCUUUCUGUGAGCCAGGAAACAUCCAGAACAACGGCGUUCUCUCUUUUGUUAAAUACGUCCUCUUCCCUCUACGAGGAGAGUUCUGCAUCAAACGGGACCCUAAAUGGGGGGGAGAUAAGGUGUAUACCGGGUUUGAAGAGGUGGAGAAGGAUUUUGCAGAGGAGUUGAUCCAUCCCGGAGACUUGAAGGCCUCGGUGGAAGUCGCCCUAAAUCAGCUCCUGGAUCCAAUCAGAAAGAAGUUUGAGUCUCCUGAGCUCCGGAAACUCACCAACUCUGCUUAUCCAGAUCCAUCCAAGACAAAAGCAGGAAAAGGAGCUAAAAGCGCCGCAGGAGGCGAAGACGAUGAGCUGCUGCCCUCCAGGCUGGACAUCAGGGUGGGGAAGAUCGUCAGCGUGGAGAAGCAUCCAGACGCCGACUCGCUGUACCUGGAGAAGAUCGAUGUGGGCGAGCCGGAGCCGCGGACGGUGGUGAGCGGACUGGUGGCUUACGUGUCCCAGGAGGAGCUGCAGGACAGAGAGGUGCUGGUCCUGUGCAACCUGAAGCCACAGAAGAUGCGAGGGAUCGAGUCUCAAGCCAUGCUGCUAUGUGCCUCAAUAGAAGGUGAGCCCAGGCGGGUGGAGCCUCUCGACCCACCGGAAAGUUCUUCGCCAGGGGAGCGGGUCUUUGUGGAAGGCUACGAGUCCGGGAAGCCGGACGACAGAUUGAACCCAAAGAAGAAAGUGUGGGAGAAGCUGCAGGUGGACCUGAACAUCUCGGACGAGUGUGUGGCUCAGUGGAAAGACAAAAGGCUGCUGACUAAACUGGGACAGAUCACAUGUAAGACGCUGAAAGGGGGAAACAUCAGUUAGAUCCAGAAACCAGACUCCCAUCCAUCGCCGGAGCCGCUUCACAGAUCACCAUGGCGACAUUAAGCUUCAUCUGGAUGUUUCUGGAAGGACGCUUCUGACAAAAUAGACCAACUGUUUUCAUACUUUAAUCCUGACUGAGAUCAAGAAUCUUUAACAAAACAAUACGAGUUAAAGUUUGUUACUUAUGCAGCUAAAUGCAAACAACAGUACAUAUUUAAGAAUGGAGAUAAGGAAGUCUGAUCCGUUUGCUCUUCUCUAGGUCUAGCUGAUAAUAUCUCAGGGUUCUGAGAGGAGCUUCUAAUGUUUGGGGACUUUUUUCAGGUUUAAAAGUGUGGAGUCAGCUGCCAUAUAUGAUUGAAAAGGAAUGCUUUGAAAGCUUCAUCCCAUGUAUGUAAAGUCAGUAUUCUUCAAUCUGUCAGACGGUUUUAAUUUGAGUGCUGCCCAGAAGUCUUAUCAUGUUGGAAUAAACAAACACAUCUGUAAAUUGAAAUAAACAUUGAAUCUGAGGGU
Molecule: messenger RNA, 2242 nt
Organism: Cyprinodon variegatus (sheepshead minnow)
Lineage: Eukaryota; Metazoa; Chordata; Actinopteri; Cyprinodontiformes; Cyprinodontidae
Gene: yars1
Product: tyrosyl-tRNA synthetase
Exons: 14
Coding region: 143-1732 (529 amino acids)
Biological process (GO): tyrosyl-tRNA aminoacylation
Molecular function (GO): tRNA binding; tyrosine-tRNA ligase activity; ATP binding
Source: RefSeq, a predicted model, not a curated record